AAAGGUGUUUAAUUUCAAUUCUAUAUAACCCAACGCAACAUCCUACCCGAUGGUAGUCAAUAAUAGCAAAGAAAGAGAGAAAACCUAAGCAUGACUCAGCAUGCAUUGCAUGGAAACUGGUCCCCCUCACCCACCCCAUAACCCUAACCCUAACCCUAACCCUAACCCUAAUUAGUGCAAUUCCGACACCCAAAAAUCAAAUCUUCCCCAACUAACAAUAGCCAAAUCCUUCAAACAUGUCUGGGUAAUAUACAUGAUAUGUAAUUAAUAUAUAUAUAUAUAUAUAUGUCCAAUAGAAACAACCAAUUCAAGUAGCUUCAGAAUCACAAGCUCAGCACUUCACAGACCUAGCUAUGUGUGUAACCUCGUCUGAAAGUUCUCUCUGAUCUUCCAUUUCUUUUUCACUUACUACUCUGAUCUUAUUGUUAGUCAUUACCAUCAUUACCUUUUCUUUGGCCUCGAGAAGCGUUUUUUGGUACUUGUCUGCAACACUUUCUUAGAUAUUGUGUCCUCUGAGUUUCCUCAUAACUUUUGUUUUUCUGUUGAGUAAUAACUAAACAGAAGCAAGACAGUUCGAUGUCCUCUAUGUUCCUUCUCUCUUUUACCUUUUUCGUUGCCUUUCAGUUGGGCUAAUUUAGUAGUAACCCGAAUUUCUUUUGCAUUCUGGUUGUUUGUUUGUUUGUUUCUCUAGAAAAUCUUGAAGACACUGAUAAAAAUUCGCUUCUUGCUAAAAGCUGUUACCAGGCCACCUCUCUAUCUGGUUCAUUUUGCUCCUUUCUUUUCUUGGUUAAUUAGUCAGUCUAUUUAUCUGUAAUAUAUUUGUAUUUGAAAUGGAGAAUUUCACUAUCAAAAUUCAGACUGGCCUUGUUCUGUUCAUCUUCAUCUGUUCAUAUAUUUUGUGCAAUAGCGAAGCGGAAAAUUCAGUAGCUCCCAUGGAAGAAAAAGAGCAGAAGGCCUUAUAUUCAGCUAUACAAGGUUUUGUGGGGAAGCGGUGGAAUGGCUCAGAUCUCUAUCCGGACCCUUGUGGGUGGACAACCAUACAGGGUGUAUCUUGUGAUCUCUUCAAUGGCUUUUGGUAUGUCACAGCUUUAAACAUCGGACCUGUUUAUGACAACUCUCUCAAGUGCACUCCAAAUGCAAAAUUCAGAAAUCACCUGUUUGAGCUCAAGCAUUUAAAGACCAUCUCCUUCUACAAUUGCUUCACCUCGCCUCAGCGAAACCCGGUCACACUUCCCACAUCAAAUUGGGAGAAACUUGCAAAAAGUUUAGAGUCAUUAGAAUUCCGAUCAAACCGCGGCCUAGUUGGAGCGAUUCCAACAACUUUGAGCCGACUCAAAAACCUCCAAUCUCUAGUGCUGCUGGAAAAUGGGCUAACGGGUGAAUUGCCAAUCGAUAUGGGCAAUCUUGUCAACUUGAGGCGGCUCAACCUUGCCGGAAACCGCUUUGUGGGUCAGAUUCCGGCUAGUUUGGGAGGACUGAAGAAGCUAUUAAUAUUUGACUCAAGCAGGAAUUCACUUUCAGGGACACUGCCUGUUACUUUUGGAGGUUUGACUUCACUCCUGAAGCUUGACUUGAGCAACAACCUUUUAGAGGGAGUGUUGCCAAGAGAAAUUGGAAAUCUAAAGCAACUCACACUUCUAGACUUGAGCAACAACAAACUUUCUGGUGAGUUACCAACCGAGUCACUUCAUGAAAUGGUUUCUUUAGAAGAGAUGGUGUUAUCUAACAACCCAAUAGGUGGUGAUUUGAUGAGCAUUCAAUGGGAAAUUUUACAGAACCUGGAAAUUUUGGAUCUUUCAAACAUGGGUUUUACAGGAAGCAUUCCAGAGUCCAUGACAAAAGUGAAAAGACUUAGGUUUCUGGGGCUCAACAACAAUAGUCUCUCAGGAAAUGUACCUCCAGGAUUGGAAGCAAUGCCUUGUAUUGGUUCUCUUUACCUCAAUGGGAACAAUUUGGGAGGGAAACUUGAGUUCCCAGAAAGGUUUUAUGAGAGAAUGGGAAGUCGUUUUCGAGCUUCGAACAAUCUGAAUCUCUGUUACUCAGCUGGAUUAAUGUCGUCAAGCCAUGUUCCGUUUGGGGUAAAACCAUGCGAGAAAGAAAAUAAUGUUCCUGGCGGGGACUCGAUUAACAAGAUGAGUGAUGCUAACUGGGAUAGGAAUUCCCAUUUUGAUGCCUCAUUGAGAUUUUCAGGCUGUGGUGUUGAUGGGUUUUGGUGGGGUUUAAUGGCAAAGGAGAUGGUUAUUGUUCUUCUAUGGAAUAUGCUCUUCUAGGUUUCUUGAAAAUUUGAAUGUUUAUUUACUAGUGUAGCAUGUUCUUUUUUCGCUUAUGUGUAUAUAUAAAUUUUUUUUUUUUUUUAAUUGUUUGCUUGGUGAUUUUAAUUGUAAGUUGGAACAAACGGCAACUUGUAAAACAAAUUUUCUAAACAAUCAUCAUUAAGCAUAUAUUUUUCCAACCCUGAUUAGCAAAGAAAAAGAAAAGCAAAAAUAUGUAUUCUCGAGCUCAUUUUGUGUAGUCCUAUAUACAAUACUAUGCUGAAUGGCUAAUAACUCUUGCUAAUGCCAAAAACAGGGAAAAAUAAAAAUAAGCAUUUGUAAAUUAAUUAUCAACUUAAAUGUCAACAAAAGAAAAGCAAAAAUAUUAAAAAAAAAAAAAAAAAAAAAAAAAAAAAA
Molecule: messenger RNA, 2669 nt
Organism: Cornus florida
Lineage: Eukaryota; Viridiplantae; Streptophyta; Magnoliopsida; Cornales; Cornaceae
Product: piriformospora indica-insensitive protein 2-like
Exons: 2
Coding region: 831-2270 (479 amino acids)
Cellular component (GO): plasma membrane
Molecular function (GO): protein binding
Source: RefSeq, a predicted model, not a curated record